Messenger RNA from Eutrema salsugineum, 1449 nucleotides. RefSeq lists its product as uncharacterized. The coding region runs from base 257 to 1213 and encodes 318 amino acids. Lineage: Eukaryota; Viridiplantae; Streptophyta; Magnoliopsida; Brassicales; Brassicaceae. The record is from RefSeq and is a predicted model, not a curated record. The transcript has 2 exons.
ACACUCCUCUCUCUCUCUCUCUCUCAAUGAGCUUCUUCAUCAGGGUUUUCCUUGAAUCUCCACAAAUUUAUACCGGACAGAGUUACAGGACAGUGAAUUGAUUUUUCUGUGCUUUUCUGAAUUCAUUGGAGUCGAAAUAUCUUAGCAGAGGAGUUUUCAAUUUUUUUUUUUUUUUUGUAAGAUCUGAAAUCACAAAACUUAUUUCUUUUGCUUCCCAUCAGGAAGUGAGAUUGAAACUUUCUGUCGAAUACCACAUAUGGCUUACGCCUGGAAAAGGGAUAAGAACCAGAAGCUUUUAGCAACCAAAACAUUAAUCUCUCUUCUUGUCCUUUCCAUCAUCUUCCUCUCCUCUCUCUUCUUCUUCACUUCCUCAUCUCUCCAAAACUCCAAUACUAAUCUUUCGAUCAAUACCCAAUUCCCAAUCCCUCCUUUCGACUGCUUCAAAUGUCCUCAAUCAAAACCCAUAAUCGCAAACGUCGUCGAGAAUCUCAAAUAUCCUUUUGUCUAUUCGCUCGCUGAUCUCGGCAAUCUCCCGGAGAAACCUCACAAGAACAUAAUGAGGCUGCUUAAAGGAAAGCCCUUUCGGAAACCAGACAUCUCCGCCACGAUUCAGGAGGUAUUGGAGAAGAUGAGGAUUAAUGGCAAAGAUGGGUUUUUUCUCGAUGUCGGAGCUAAUGUGGGUAUGGCUAGCUUUGCUGCGGCUGCUAUGGGGUUUAAAGUGCUUGCUUUUGAGCCUGUUUUUGAGAAUUUACAGAGGAUCUGUGAUGGGAUUUGGUUCAACAGAGUUGCCUCUUUGGUUACAGUGUUUGAAGCUGCUGCGUCUGAUAGAAAUGGGGACAUUACAUUCCAUAAGCUGGUUGGACGGCUUGAUAACAGCGCCGUCUCGGAGGUGGGUGCAAGACUUGCAUUCAAGUCCAACAAAGAAAUAGCAGUCCAAGUGAAAUCUAUACCGCUUGAUGAACUUAUAUCGCCUUCUCAAGCUAUUCUUCUUAUCAAGAUCGAUGUUCAAGGUUGGGAAUACCACGUUUUAAAGGGUGCAAAAAAGCUACUAUCCAGGAAACCAGCAGAAGCUCCGUAUCUAAUAUAUGAGGAAGAUGAGAGAUUGCUCAAGGCAAGCAAUAGUAGCUCCAAAGAGAUACGCGAUUUUUUGAAAAGCCUUGGAUAUAGUAAAUGUAGCCAGCAUGGCACAGAUGCACACUGCUCCAAGGAGUAAAAGACGUGGACUUGGUGAAAACUUGUUAUAAGAUGCCAUACGAGUUGCGGAUCGACUGGUAGGAUGCCAUUAGCUGCUAAUUUUGGUCAGUCAUGUUUGUUUCUCCUUGUAAUAUUUAUUUUUUUUGAUACAUUUCAGUGAUGCAUAUCAAUGAUCAGUUAGCAUCUCCCUUUGACUUGCUCUGUUUGCUGGCCGUAAUGACAUGUCUUCAAUAUAAUUGGCAUAAUAGUUUUUUA